Molecule: messenger RNA, 1169 nt
Organism: Rosa rugosa (rugosa rose)
Lineage: Eukaryota; Viridiplantae; Streptophyta; Magnoliopsida; Rosales; Rosaceae
Exons: 3
Coding region: 124-567 (147 amino acids)
Source: RefSeq, a predicted model, not a curated record
ACGAGUCGUGUCUUCAGAGUUCCAACUUUUACGCACGAUAGAGCUUUUGACGAUUAGCUUUUUCAUCUAUUCUUUCUCCUACUCACUUUCACGAACCAAUAAGAGGCAGAGAGAGACAGAGAGAUGAGUAGUUCCUCAUCACCUCAUCGCUCUCAUGGUGGCAGUAACAAUAGUAGCAGCAACGGCGAAGAUAGGCCGCGAUUCUUCGACCCAAAAGCAAAGAGCAAGUGCUGGGCAAACGCCGCAAUAGUGCCAGGUCGACACCCUGAGCGGUGGCGCAAAGACGCCGCCGGCAACAUUGUCUGCAAGCGCUUCUGCAAUUGCCAGGGCUGCCUCUGCUUCGAGUACGAUCACAUACUCCCCUUUUCUAAAGGUGGUGAAUCCGUAGCGGAAAACUGUCAGAUUCUACAAACAAGAGUGAACAGAUUCAAAUCAAACAAAGAGCAGGUCGAUGAGAAUCAAUUGAAAGGCUACUCUUGUGAUGUCAAGUUUACAGAUCUGCUAGUACUUGAAGAAUGUGUUUCCUUCAUCCACUCGAUGCAUUCCUCUGUAGUCCCAGAAGGAUAAGCAAGCUGCCAUGCAACUAGUUCCCCCUGCCAUUUACUGACAAUUGGUCCUCCAUACUUAAGCCGCAAAUGUUUUAUGAUCUCCUUUCCAUCCAGUAAUGGCUUUGUAUCCCAGACUUUAUCGAGGCCUAGAUUGGUUGUGGCCUUUUCGGCUGCUUCAAAUAGUUGCAACUUCUUGUUUAACUGAUUGUCAGUGGGAUGUAACAGUGUGUCCAGCAGCAAAGCAACUCGCUUAGGAUCUUCAAUUUCUCAUAAAAGAAAACCUGUCGAGAUACUCGCAGUUUUGAUUCUCUUGAAGUAACAGGGACAUCAUCAACACAUUCACUUCCCAAAUCAACUACGGCGAGUUGUACAUGAUCCCCAUUGGGUUCAAAGCGAGCAAGCAAAGAUGGAAACUUGUCCGCUGCAUGGUGUAUAUUCAUAACAGUUUUGGCAUUGCUGACUUUUUGCUCAAGAGAGUAUCUGAAAAUGAAAUUCACGACAGUAAACAUCUUUUGAUGUGUCAUCAUUGUACAGUCAUCCUUAGCGGUAACAACAUAGCAGCAUAGAGAGAGAGAGACUUCUCUGUUCAUCAUUAAAGGUAGAGCCCCCAACCAACAGAAU